Molecule: messenger RNA, 804 nt
Organism: Thamnophis sirtalis
Lineage: Eukaryota; Metazoa; Chordata; Lepidosauria; Squamata; Natricidae
Source: RefSeq, a predicted model, not a curated record
UUGGGCACGGGCUGUUGCAUUUGGGGCGGGGGCGGCGAAGAUCCCGGCCCCCCGCAGAGAAAAGUGUCGUGACUCGUGCAGGGCUGAUUGACAUGGAGGAUUCGGCGGCGGCGGUGCUGAAGCGGGCGGUGGAACUGGAUUCGGCUUCGCGUUUUCAGGAGUCGCUGAUUUGCUACCAGGAAGGGAUCGAUCUCCUCCUCAAUGUGCUGAAAGCUACAAAAGAUGAGAAGAAAAAGGCUUACUACAGAAACAAAAUAUCAAGUUACAUGAACAGAGCUGAAGGAAUUAAAAAAUGUGUUGUGAAGGAAAAAGAAGAUGGGAAAUGCCACAAACAAAUAAAAAUUGAAGAGAAUAGCAAAGGAUUCAGCUAUGAAAAACUGUUCCAAGAGUAUCUAAAUGAAACUGUUACAGAGGUUUGGGUUGAGGAUCCUUACAUUCGCCAAACUCAUCAGUUGUACAACUUCUUAAGAUUCUGUGAAAUGCUCGUUAAAGGACCAUGCAGAAUGAAAACUAUACACCUUCUUACAUCUCAUGAAGAAGAGAUGUCAGGAAUCAGAGGGAAAUCUUCCUCUGACGUUUCCACCAGCCUCUGAGGCCUACAGUUUCUACAUUGUUAUAUAUGGCUUCUGUGUCAUGGAAUCAGGGUUUUCUUACAAUUCAUCUAUCAUUUACCCAGAAAAAUAAUUGCUACAGGUUUCUCUUCAUUAGAUAAUUUGUAAGUUUUGGUUGAAAACAUAAUGUUAAGAUGGCCUACAUUAAUGUAAUUAAAAAUCGUGACCCGUCAAAACCGCGGUCCACUAAAGU